UCAGGAAGCCUUUCCUGAAGGAGACGCCGUUUAGCCGUGCGAGGCGUUAACGAUUAAACAGGGGAAAUGGGUAAUAUUUCACUGAAAUAGCCAAGUUCACGGGUCUAUGAGUAUGAUAUCGUUUACUUUUCGUUAUUUGUUUACAUACACGAAAUUGAGUAAGACUUGAAAAGAGCCGAAGAGCAACAGGUUAGUAUUUGAACCGUUUCCCCACCAUGUCUUGCCGUGACAUCCACGCCACGAACGCGUUUGCCUUCAUCAUCGCCCUCCUCUCGGUGGGUGGGUUAGCCGUGGCUACAGUAAUCCCUCAGUGGAGGACGACACGCCUGAUCACCUUUAACCUCAACGCCAAGAAUGUUACAGUGUACGAUGGACUGUGGACCAAAUGUGUCCAGCGAGACAGCUCCAGCGGGUGUUAUUACUUUGACGCAGACUGGUACUUCAAAGUAGACCAGCUGGAUCUCAGGCUGCUGCAGUUCUGUUUGCCUACAGGUCUGUUCUUCUCUAGCCUGGCUCUGCUGAUCAGUCUCACAGGCAUGUGUAAGACGGCGUGCUGCUCCAAAACCCCAGAUAACAUAAAGGCCAGCCGCUGCCUUGUGAACAGUUCAGGCUGCCACCUGGUGGCCGGGAUGUUCCUCCUGCUAGGCGGUGCCAUCGCUAUGCCGCCAUCCGUCUGGUUCCUCUUCCAUACACGUGAGCUGAACUCGCGCUACGCUAACAUUUUCUCCACAGAGUUUGCCGUGUAUGUAGCCAUUGGCAGCGCUGGCGGCCUGGAGUUUGCUGCUCUGCUGAUGUUCAUGUGGUACUGCAUGUGCAAAAAGCUGCCCUCACCCUUCUGGCUGCCCCUGCCUGACAUGAGCAGCGAUGUUGCUGCUCAUCCUCUAAUGACCAACGGCCUGCCGUCACCUGUAACCUACGCUCCUCAGAGCUUCCCCCCUGCUGUUCUAGAUGCUCCGGCUUUCGUGCAAGCCCCAGGGUACCCACAGCCCAUGAUGGGUCCACCUGUACCUCCUCAGGUAUACAUGGGCCCCAUGUCAGUGCUUGAUGGAUAUGGGUCUGAAGCAGGAGCCUCGCAGGCUUACGGCUACGCCCCCUCACAGAGCUACGCCCCCUCACAGAGCUACGCCCCCUCACAGAGCUACGCCCCCUCACAGAGCUACGCCCCCUCACAGAGCUACGCCCCGUCUGUAAGCAUUGCUCCUUCUCAGAGGUAUGCUGGACAUCGCUACUCCACACGAUCACGCCACUCAGGAAUCGAGAUUGACAUUCCCCUCCUGACAGAGUGACACAGAUAGAAACCCACUGUGUCCUUCAGUGCAUCUCUCAUGAUCACCAGUCAUCAAUGGACGUCCCACUGACCCAGGCCAUGCAACCCACAAUUUCUUAUUUAUUAUUUUUUUUUUAAUCUCACUUAUCAAAACAAGCAAUAUUAAUGAAAAUACAUACGUGAUGGAAAAUACACUGAAAGUAAUCUAUGCGAGAUAAAUUUGGAAGAAUUUGCCACCGAUGCCACCUUCAAGACAACAGAUCUGAUAAUGGAUUUUUUUUUUUUUUGUAGUGCGAUUUCCUGCAAAUCAAAUCCUGCGCUCUGAUUGGCUGGCGAGUAGUUACGGACCUCUGGCGACUUGCUCGUUCACAACAAACAUGGUAGCAUUUUUUUGUCAACAUUUUUUUUUUAAUAAGAUUUUUUAUAAGAUUAUCAAAAAUCUUAAUUUUUGCCAGCAUUUAUCAGGAGAAUAGCAUUCAUUUUACAGCAUGGAUAGCGAUAACGACAGUGUUCAGUGAAAGCGAGUUUUACUACCCUGAGGAAGAAGAAAUAAAACAUUUCAGGAGAAAGCUAAAAACCUGUAACUUGCUAAUGCCGAGCAAAAACAUGGCUGAAUCCUGAAUGACUCCUAUUUGUAUAAAUAGGGGACUACAUAGGUGGCAAAAUGUAGGUUUUUUUUUUUUCCUGCCAUGGAAGUGCACUUGUAUACCGAGGAGGAAGCAAUUUGCAUUACAGCCGUGAAUGAGGAUUCAAAAUGGCAGCACGGCUCGGUUUUCCCUUUCGGACGCUCUCGUUUUCUGUUAGAAUUUGGUAAAGAAAAAAAUAAGCAUAUUAUUUACCAGCUUAAGGUCGGUCCGUAUGGUGAAAUACCGUGACCUCGGCCCAGAGGGCCUCAGUCACAAUAUUUCACGAUACGGACCUUCCAGCUGGUAAAUAACAUGUAUACGCGCGCGCGCACACAAACCAAAAUGAAAACUGUUUGUCCCAGAAACCCUGGGGACUAAUUUGUCCAACCCUGAAAUAUAAUUAGAGGCCCACAUAUAUUUUACAGGUAUUCAUUGAUAAGAAAGCCAACUUCUCAAGUUCACAGACUUGCUGUAUAAUUCAGAUUGAAGUAGUAACCUAUUGUGAUCUAAUGACAUCCGUCAGUUGUUCAAAAUAGUACAAGUAUAAUGUUUAAGAAUUAAUUUCCCAGAUACAUCAUGUAAAGAAACAAAUACUGAUGAUGAUCUGGAAUAUUAAUAUUCACUUA
This is a messenger RNA of Neoarius graeffei (lesser salmon catfish), 2519 nucleotides long. RefSeq names its product claudin 12 (gene cldn12). NCBI's taxonomy places the organism in Eukaryota, Metazoa, Chordata, Actinopteri, Siluriformes, Ariidae. Bases 216 to 1286 code for a protein of 356 amino acids. The transcript has 3 exons. Gene Ontology annotation, cellular component: plasma membrane. The record is from RefSeq and is a predicted model, not a curated record.